GUCUGUCCGUUGAAACCACCGUAACCGCUUAAAUUUUAAACUUAAUCUAACCUAAAGUGAAUGUUUCAAUAAGCAUUUGAACUACUGCCUAACCUUAACGUUUAGUGUCUGGUUUGAUUAAGUAAACAAAUUAAUUUACUUGGAUUAUGGAUUACUUCGUAGUGAAAAAGGAGUGCAAGUAUUGUCACAAACCACUUGAACUUUGUAGAGAUGAAGGUCUUAUGUGUUCAGUGUGCAAUAAACAUAUACAUGUGAAGUGUUUAAAGAGGGGCUCAACACCUGGUGGACUUUAUGGAGACCUAUUUUUCUCGUUAAUUUGCCAAGAGUGUUCGUCGAAUAAUACGGAGACCUUCUGUAGAAACAAAAUGUCCUGGCUACAAGUUAUUAAUUUGGUGUUGUACCACUUACAAAAUAAAAGUCCUGGCCUUGCCAGGAAAGGCUUCUUCCAUUGGAGGAAUCAUGUUGCUACUUUUGUUGAUAAGAAUUGGGAAAUAUUAUUUUCAAGUGAUGUGAAAAAGAAGAAAAAAUGGACUGGUACCAUAGCUGGAACAUUGUCACAUUUCAGUAGUUUUGGCAUAUUUUUAUCAGGAAGUCUGGUAUUUAAUGAACCAGCAUGGUGGACUAUAAAUUAUCCAAAAUUGAGCCCAAUUGUACUUUCUAACAUAUAUGCAAUUUUAAGUUUGGACAGACAAAAGGCAAAGCUUAAUCAUGAAAAGAAAUUGAAAACUGAUGCAGAGAUGUUCCAAGAAGUGUUACAAAAAUGUAUAUCAGAUGAGGAAUUGAUACAGCCAUUUAAUGUAACAAAUAUACAUGCUGAAGUCAAGGAAGAACAUGUUCCUGUGCCAAAACCCCUUCCUGUACCACCCAUCAGAAACUCUGUAUCAAGAAAAAGGACACAAAUUAUCCCUUCAAUUGACAGUAAUUCCAAAAAGAUUUUAAAAUUGUCGCAUUCCGCAAUUUUAUCAGAUGAUUUAACCAGUCAGUUCAGCAUUACAGAAACCAAAGUUCAAUCUUCCUCUAAGCCAACUGUAAAAGUUAAAGAAGAGCCAAAAGAAAGUAUUAAACUGCUUGAUCCAUUUUGCCAUUACAAUACUUCAAUUAAAAAUUUUUCACGUUUAAAGUCGGAACAACUUUUGGUAAAACUGAUAGGUGGAAUAAGACAAGAAUUGAUAUUGUCCCCCUACAGUGGCAUUUACCUAAAACCUUACAUAAGAAGGGACACUACAGUAUUCCCUCAGUGGUUGAAACUGAUGGCAGAAUUGCAGUUAAAAGUCAACAAAAAAGAUGAAAAUUAUGUACUGCCACCAAGAGAACCAUUGGACUACACAUAUGUGCAGCCAGAACACAUACCUGCUAUCAACAGUUUAUGCAAUCAGUUUUUUUGGCCUGGCAUUGAUUUGACAGAAAGUUUGCAGUAUCCUGAUUUUAGUUGUGUGGUAUUGUACAAAAAGUUGAUUGUGGCAUUCGCCUUUUUGGUACCAGACGUAAAACACAUAGAGAACUAUAUUUCGUUUGUGUUCACCAGACCUGGAUGGAGGAACUGUGGUAUAGCAAAAUUCAUGAUAUAUCAUCUCAUUCAAACCAGUUUGGGCAAGGACAUUACACUUCAUGUUUCUGUCAACAGUCCUGCACUGUUAUUAUAUCAGAAAUUCGGAUUUAAAGUGGAACAAUUUGUCGUUAAUUUCUACGAUAAAUAUUACAGAAACGAUGUUAAGGAAUCCAAGCAUGCAUUUUUUUGUAGACUGGAAAGAUGAAUUUGUUACUUCAUAUUACAAAUCUGUGAUAUUAAGUAACAGUUUGAUAACUCAGCCUGGUGAGUAAGAAAUUGGUUAUCAAACUCUUAAGCCUCAUGAAUUAAGUGCUAUUAUGCAAAAUAUAGGCCAUAUACAUGGAUAUGUAAAAUGUAUAUAAAAAUAAAUUUGAUAUAAAUAAAAAUUGAGUAAUACUUG
Molecule: messenger RNA, 1949 nt
Organism: Aethina tumida (small hive beetle)
Lineage: Eukaryota; Metazoa; Arthropoda; Insecta; Coleoptera; Nitidulidae
Gene: Atac2
Product: cysteine-rich protein 2-binding protein
Exons: 8
Coding region: 147-1754 (535 amino acids)
Molecular function (GO): acyltransferase activity, transferring groups other than amino-acyl groups
Source: RefSeq, a predicted model, not a curated record